AUGGCCCGGGCCGGCAAGGGGAGGGGGGACCGGGAACGGGACAGGGACAGCGGGAGUGGGACACCGGGAACGGGACAGGGACCGCGGGAGUGGGACACCGGCACAGGGACACCGGCACAGGGACACCGGCACAGGGACCCUGGGACAGCGGGACACCGGGAGAGGGAGAGGAGGACGAAGAGCUCGAGCAAGGAGAGCCCGAACAAGAGUCAGAGCGAGAGCGCGUCGCUACAGUCGCUGCUGCUGCCGCUGCUGCUGCCGAAGCGCAGGGGCCGUUGGUCCGUUGGUCCGUUUGUCCGUUCCCCGUUGGCCCCCGCGAGCCCCGGGGGCAGCCCCGGCCGCUCCGCUCCCAACCAGCCCCGGCCGCAGUCACGGAGCUCCCCUUCCUCCCGCCCCCACGCCAAGACCACGGCCUUUUGGAGCUGCUUCACUUUAGUUCAACUUCUUGGCUGCCAAGUUUGCAACUUCCCGCCGCUGCUCGGACCCCAUCCCGCCCGCUCGGCCCGCGCUGCUGUCGCUUCCUCCCAGGCCAGCCGGGCUCGGCACUUGCCCCUCAACUUUGGCAAGGGCUUUGCUCAGCCCAGGCAGAGGAACCCCAGCACGGAGCCCCCGACCCCCGUCAGCAUCUUGGGGGGCGGCGUCCGACGGCAGCUCGGGCGACGCGCUCUCGCUCUGACUCUUGUUCGGGCUCUCCUUGCUCGAGCUCUUCGUCCUCCUCUCCCUCUCCCGGUGUCCCGCUGUCCCAGUGUCCCUGUGCCGGUGUCCCAUUGCCGGUGUCCCUGUGCCAGUGUCCCACUCCCGCUGUCCCUGUCCCGUUCCCGGUCCCCCCUCCCCUUGCCGGCCCGGGCCAUGGCCCCGGCCGUUCCCCUGUGCCGGGCGGGGCCGCCCCGUCCCCGGCCCUGGGCGGCCCGGCGCGGUCUCGCCCUCGCCCGGCUCCCGGCGCGCCGGUUGUGGCGCUGCUGGGCGCUCCUGUGGGGCUGGCUGUGGGACGGGCUCGGCCUCGCCGCCCCUUGGCUCCGCCUGGCUCGAGCCCGGCGCCUGCCGGGGCCGGCGGGGGCCGCGGGCGCCGCGGCCGCUGCCGCCUCCUCGGCGGCUUCCCCGGCCAGAGCUCCGCCGCUCGCCAGCCCGGCCGCCGGCAGCGAGCCGCCGCUGCCCGCUGCGGCUGGGGAAGCCCGGCCCGGGCCGCUUGAGGGGCGCUCGGGGGCCGUGCCGGGCCCCGGCCCCAACGCUGACGGCCACGUCUCGCCCGCACCGAAGGCCAAGGAGCCGCUGCACGAGCGCUACCGGCUGCAUUCGCUGCUGGGCAGCGGCGGCUUCGGCCGCGUCUACGCGGGGACCUGCCUGGCGGACGGAGCCCCGGUGGCCAUCAAAGCCGUGUCCCGGGAUGGCAUCCGGCGCUGGGGCGAGCUGCCUGACGGCACCCGGGCCCCCCUGGAGAUCGUGCUGCUGGACAAGGUGUCCAAUGGCUUCCCUGGGGUCAUCCAGCUCCUGGAGUGGUUCGAGCUCCCCAACGGGUUCCUGUUGGUGAUGGAGCAUCCGGAGCCGUCUCAGGACCUCUCUCGCUUACUGAGGGCGUGGGGGUUCCUGCCGGAGGAGAUGGCGUGGGGGCUGUUCCGCCAGGUGCUGCAGGCCGUGCGGCACUGCACCAGCUGCGGCGUCCUGCACCGGGACAUCAAGCCCCAGAACAUCCUCCUCCACCUGGCCAGCGGCGAGGCCAAGCUCCUGGACUUUGGAUGUGGCACCUUCCUUAAGGACACGGUCUACACCCAGUUUGCAGGAACACUGUCAUACAGCCCGCCAGAGUGGAUCUACCUCAAGCGCUACCACGGCGAGGAGGCGACCAUCUGGUCCCUGGGCAUCCUGCUCUACCAGAUGGUCUGCGGGAAGCACCCUUUCCGCAAAGGCCCCAACACCAUCUGGGCCCAGCUCCCGUUCCCAGCACGGGUCUCUCCAGGUGGAUACCAAUCUUUGUGGCACGGGGGGAAUAACGGUGUUGGGAGAGGGCAGCGGGCUCACGAGGACGCCGCUCUUGAAGCUGUUUGUGUCCCAUGGGUGGCUGGAGGAGGUGGCCUGUGUCCUGCCAUCCUGCUCUCCUCCAAAAGGGAGAAUCGAUGGAGAAGUUUGGGCACAGCUCUGAGCACAGCCAGCACAGCCUGGGCACGUGGACAGUGGGACAGAGGGGACAGGAUCCUUCUCCAACUGACCGGCCAUUUUCCCCCCAGGCUGCCAGCACCUUAUCAGGUGGUGUUUGUCCAUCCGCCCCUCGGACAGGCCAGCACUGGAAGACCUGUUGUGCCAUCCUUGGGUGCAGGGCAUUCCCCUGCCCUAGAAGACGGGAGAGAUCCACGUGCUCCCUUUGAUCCAGGGGCCUGGCAGCUGGGCCCUCGGCAGAACGCUGACAGCCUGGUCUGGCCCCCAGGGAAGGAGAAGGGGCCUCUGCAGAAGCUGUGCCGGGUGGGCCUGCUGCUGGAGACAUCGAGGACGACGUCAGGGAUGACAAGCUCUCAGUUGACCUGGACGCCGGCGAGCUGAAGAGGAUGGACUUUGAUUCUGGCCCCUUCCUCCAAGCCGUGCUCCACACGCCGUUUGCAGAUGAGUCCACACCCAGGGGGUGCUCCCGGACACGGGCAUUGCUCAGCCUGGCUGGGCACCGAAGGUUCCCCCUUUGCUGAUGGGGAACCUGAGGAAUUCUUCAGCCGGCUGCCAAGCUGCUUCUUGGCAGGAGGGCGGGCGGGUGCUCUGGGCUGGCUGUGAAAGGGGAGCCCGGCUCUGCCCCCAGCCUCUGCCACUGCCCCUUUGCUGGGCGGGGCUGGGGCAGGGGCAGCCAGCCUGCCAAAAACAAACCCCCGUGGGGGGAGCAAAGGCAGGGCUGCAGAACACCAGCUGCUUUGGGCUGCAGGCCAGGAAAGGCUUGGGCUGCCUUGGCUUAGGAGCCUUUCUUUGGGCCAGUGCUGCAGGGCAGGGAGAAGGCCUGGGUUUUCCUCAGCUGGAGGAGGGGGGGUUUUCCUUUGGCCUGCAGGGCUUGGGCCUUCCUCAGAACCCUGACAGAAGGUUAACAUUUUACCUUUUUUUCUUGUUUCCACUUUUGGUUUGUAAUCUCUGUUCAUGAAUUUGUUGUUUGUUUUCCAGGGAAGAGUUGGAGCUGGUGCCCAGUCCGGGUUGGGAAGGGCUGGGACCAUCCCUGGAGAGGAUCUGACGUCCCCUCUGAGAAGGCUGAGGACAUCCUUUGGGACACGCUCUUCUUGCGGCAGCAGAUCUUGGGAGGUAGAUGCUCAUCUUGCCCAUCUUGUCAGCAGCAGUGGGAUAAUGGCUUUGGGGAGAUGGCAGCAGGCACAUGAACAUCCCGCUCUUGCAGCUGCUGAGGAGGUUGAUCUCCUGGGCUUGGCUGGAGGAGGUGGCACCUGUGUUGAGUAA
This is a messenger RNA of Pseudopipra pipra, 3414 nucleotides long. RefSeq lists its product as uncharacterized. Gene Ontology annotation, molecular function: ATP binding; protein serine/threonine kinase activity. Gene Ontology annotation, cellular component: cytoplasm. The transcript is spliced from 7 exons. NCBI's taxonomy places the organism in Eukaryota, Metazoa, Chordata, Aves, Passeriformes, Pipridae. Gene Ontology annotation, biological process: protein autophosphorylation. Bases 1 to 2532 code for a protein of 843 amino acids. The record is from RefSeq and is a predicted model, not a curated record.